This is a messenger RNA of Dermacentor albipictus, 1164 nucleotides long. Its product is annotated as putative nuclease HARBI1. NCBI's taxonomy places the organism in Eukaryota, Metazoa, Arthropoda, Arachnida, Ixodida, Ixodidae. The record is from RefSeq and is a predicted model, not a curated record.
UCAGUCUUCGAAGGCGUAAGCAUGGCAGCGUUCCGCAGAGACGCAGCGUACUUCAGGAGACGCGGCCUUAUGGAGAGACUGUCAGCCUUUCAGUUUGCGUGCAGAGCUUGUGAUGCUGUAUUCGGGGCUGCGUAUGUUUUGCCCUGUGUACCAAGGCCAUCGUUGUGCGACAGAGGAAACCCUAUGGAAUUCUAUGAAGACGACAUGUUUUUCGCACGAUAUCGUUUCACGAAGGGAACAGUCCGAGAACUACUGGCGUUUCUGCCGAUUGAAGCCAACGACGACUAUAGGGGACUACCGCUGCCACCAGUGCUGCAAUUGUUGGUCACCUUGCGGUUUUACGGUGCUGGUACUUUCCAAAUUGUCGCUGGAGACUUGGUAAACGUGUCGCAGCCUACAGUUUGUCGCAUCGUGAAAAAAGUGACCCGGCUUAUCGCCAGACAUCUGUUCAGAGCGGUUGUUCGUUUCCCAGGAGCCUCCCAAAUGUCCAGCGUGAUGCGGGACUUUUACGAGAUUGCUCACUUUCCCGGAGUGACCGGGUGUAUUGAUUGCACACAUGUGAGAAUCAAAGGCCCCGGUGGUGACGAUGCUGAAGUGUACCGCAACCGCAAGGGUGUGUUUUCUGUGAAUGUUCAGGUUGUGGGGGGCCCACAGCUACAGUUCUUCAACGUUGUUGCAAGCUGGCCAGGGUCUGUACAUGACAGCCGGAUAUUUGACAACUCCCGGGUGCGAGUUCUUUACGAAGAACAUCGGGUGCCAGGAAUUCUUCUCGGAGAUAUGGACUAUGCGUGUUUCCCAUUCCUAAUGACCCCCCUUGCAGACCCAGGUUCAGCAGAUACUCCAGAAGGAAGGUACAACAAGGCCCACAUCAAGACGCGCAACUCAGCGGAGAGGGCUUUUGGUGUUUGGAAACGACGCUUCCCAUGCUUGGACAUGAAACUGCAACACAAGCCAUGCAGUGCUACAAGCAUCAUCACCGCUUGUGCAGCUCUACAUAAUUUGGCACUGUCUCUAAGAGAACCCGAGCCAGUCGAACCACCGGAGCAUCAUCCGUCAACCAGUCGAUGCAGACGCAUGGGACGAAACACCUGUGAAGAACAUUUCCCACCUAUUGAUCGUGUGGCAGUCGAUGUGUCCGGCAUGCGGGCGCGGCAACUUGUUUAG